UCAGUGUUCUUGUGUCUGUGUGUCCUGCAGGAUGGCAGCAGCAGCAGCAGCAGCAGCAUUCUUCAAAUAUCUGCUCUCCAUUAAGAACGAGCUGAUCCUCUUCUGUGCUCCGUUUCUUCUUCUUCCUCUGCCUCUCGUCAUCGGGACUCCGCAAGCAGAAUGUGCUUAUGUGAUCGUCCUGAUGGCCGUGUACUGGUGCACCGAGGUUCUUCCUCUGGCCGUCACCGCCCUCCUGCCUGCGCUCCUGUUCCCUCUGUUUGGCAUCAUGCAGUCUAAAGACGUGUGUAUGCAGUACCUGAAGGACACAAACCUGCUCUUCGUUGGGGGGCUGAUGGUCGCCGUCGCCGUGGAGCACUGGAACCUUCACAAGCGCAUUGCCCUGAGGGUGCUCCUUUUUGUCGGCGUGCGUCCAGCACUUUUGAUGUUGGGUUUUAUGGGCGUGACGGCCUUCUUGUCCAUGUGGAUCAGUAACACGGCCACCACGGCCAUGAUGGUGCCCAUCGUCCAGGCUGUGCUGCAGCAGCUGAGCAACAGUGAGGCGGAGGUUCCUCAGAUCCUCAGCACGGACGAGCAGCUGCAGACAGCAGAGGGCGACAGCAAGCAACUGCCACUCACCGAGAAACAGAGCGAGGGGCAAGGCCAAGUGGUGGUGACUUUCUUAGACACCGCAGUGGAGGCUGCCAAACAGAAGGAGGCAGCAGAGAGGCAGAAAAUGUGCAAAGGCAUGACCCUCUGUAUCUGCUACGCUGCUAGCAUCGGAGGAACUGCCACACUCACGGGAACUGGACCCAAUCUGGUGCUGAAAGGCCAAAUGAACCAACUGUUUCCUGAGAAUGGAGACGUGAUAAACUUUGCCUCCUGGUUCGGCUUCGCCUUCCCCAACAUGAUCCUCAUGCUCACGCUGGCCUGGCUCUGGCUGCAGUUUGUCUUCAUGGGAUUCAACUUUAAGAAGACGUGGGGCUGUGGAGCUGUGAAGACAGAGAAGGACAUCGCCGCCUAUAAUGUGAUCCGUCAGGAGCAUCGUCUGCUCGGGCCCAUGUCCUUCGGUGAGAUCAGUGUCCUGGGUCUCUUCACUCUGCUGGUGGUCUUGUGGUUCACCAGGGACCCGGGCUUCGUCGACGGCUGGGCGACGUAUCUCUUCAACUCCCAAGCAGAGUACGUGACAGAUGCCACCGUGGCCAUCUUCAUCGCCGUGCUCCUCUUCGUCCUGCCCUCAAAGGCUCCAGGUUUCUGCUCACGGAGGAAUCGCAGUUUUGACACAGUUCCUCAUGAGAGCGUUGGGCCGACUCCGCCUCUGCUCACGUGGAAAGUCGUGCAGAAGAAGUUACCGUGGGGCAUCGUUCUCCUGCUCGGAGGAGGUUUCGCUCUGGCCAAAGGCAGCGAAGUUUCGGGACUCUCGGCGUGGAUGGGCGAUCAAAUGACUCCUCUGAAAACCAUCCCUCCCUGGGCAAUUGCUAUCAUUUUGUGUCUGCUGAUUGCUACCUUCACUGAGUGCACGAGUAACGUCGCCACGGCAACGCUCUUCCUACCUGUCCUAGCCUCAAUGUCUCAGUCCAUCGGCAUGAACCCGCUCUACGUCAUGGUGCCGUGUACGCUGAGCGCCUCGUUCGCCUUCAUGCUGCCUGUGGCCACGCCGCCCAAUGCCAUCGUCUUCUCGUACGGAUACCUCAAGGUCUCUGACAUGGCCAGAACAGGAAUAGUCAUGAACAUCAUCGGGAUCCUGUGCAUCACGCUGGCCAUUAACAGCUGGGGCAGAGCCAUGUUUGAGCUGGAUUCGUUCCCCACCUGGGCCAACGUGACGGGUGUGUGAGCCUGGUUCCACCUGAGGAGAUGAUCCAUGCACAGCUGGCCUCCCACCAGGCUCCUCCCACCAGGCUCCUCCCACCAAUCCUCCCACACACGAAAAACAACGGCAGCGUGCGGCGGCGCAGUGCGUCGCAUCGCUGUGAGGACACGGGCCACACGAGGCUGCUUUUCUUUGACUGGUUGCUUGUGAAAGAACGAGGUGAUUAUUACGAGAAGAGAGAGAGAGAGCAGUUUAAAACUUUAACUUUAAUGUUUUUUUACUCAUAUACUGCAACAAAACUACACUUUAGAGCCAUGGUAACACUUUACUAUAAGAGUAUGUCACUUCAUAGUUAGUAAAUUUCAGGUUAAUAAAGGUUUUAAUUCAUACAUUAUUCAAGGAUUCAUAAAGCUACUGCUAACGUCAGUUAAGUGUCACUAAAUAAGCAUACUUAACUAUAAUUAAGCAUUUAUUAACCAUUAUUAAACAACCACAACAUUCGUGGAACAUGUUUGUAUAAGGGUCACAAUUAAGGGUGAUAAAGGUUAUAAAUAAUGCUUAUUCUGUACUCCUGUACAUUUAUGAAGUCAUAGCUAAGUAUAACGUAUGUUUUACACUUUACAAUAGUUGUCACAAGUAACACGUUCUUAUAGUUAAUUACAGUUAACUAAGGAUUAUUUUGUGCUAACAACUUGCUAACGUGUAAACCUUUAAUAAAUGUGAAAGACAUUUAUGUGACUUAAAGCUUUAAUUACUGUUAGUUCACAUUUAUUACUGACAACAGUGGCUUUAUACACCCUUUAAUAACAUAUUAAGAAAUGGUGAGUUAAUAAUAAUUAAUUAACUGUUAGUAAAACAGCAUUAAUAAUGUUAUUUAAUGUACUGUUAUUGUAAAGUGUUACCCAAAGAUCCCUUAUAUGAAUUGUUAAAAUGAUAUAUUGUGUUAAUAUUUACAUCCAGAAAUAAAGAGACUAUUUUAGAGACACCUCAUGUACGGUUAUUAUUUUUUUAAUUAAGGGAAAUUAAACGUAGAUCAAAUUAGGUCCAAAAUUUAUCAUAGCAUUA
Molecule: messenger RNA, 2851 nt
Organism: Solea solea (common sole)
Lineage: Eukaryota; Metazoa; Chordata; Actinopteri; Pleuronectiformes; Soleidae
Gene: slc13a5b
Product: solute carrier family 13 member 5b
Exons: 12
Coding region: 32-1810 (592 amino acids)
Biological process (GO): citrate transport; monoatomic anion transmembrane transport
Cellular component (GO): membrane
Molecular function (GO): succinate transmembrane transporter activity; sodium:dicarboxylate symporter activity; citrate transmembrane transporter activity
Source: RefSeq, a predicted model, not a curated record